Molecule: messenger RNA, 2693 nt
Organism: Helianthus annuus (common sunflower)
Lineage: Eukaryota; Viridiplantae; Streptophyta; Magnoliopsida; Asterales; Asteraceae
Exons: 3
Coding region: 1008-2624 (538 amino acids)
Biological process (GO): regulation of DNA-templated transcription
Molecular function (GO): double-stranded DNA binding
Source: RefSeq, a predicted model, not a curated record
AAUUCUAAAGUCUGCAAUCUUAACCGAUUACUCUUCAACCCUGCAACCUCCAAAACUAAAAAAACAAACUCCAAACAACCUCACAUUACUUAUCACCUCACAUGGAUCAAACCUAGGGUUCGAGCAUAUCACACAUUCAAUUACGCAUAAACCACAAUUAACUAACCAAACCUAACAUAAAAAACAUACAAAUUCAACAAAACACAAACACAUUACCCAAUAUCGAAGCGAUAGAUACUCAAAAACCGAUUCAUCAGGCGAACACCCCAAGCUCCGCUGCUUAGCAGCCUUAAUCUGCGCCGUUUCAGCGUCCGCCUCAUCGGCCGUAACCGAUCCCGAAAGAAAACCGAAUCAUCAGGCGAAACACUAAUCGCAAGCACAAGCUGCAUCUGAAACUCCUCCUCUAAGAAAAUCGAAUCAACGGUGUACGCGUUCGAGUGAUCGUUGACGUUCUCAACGGCGACGUUUGGAUCGAUAACCGGAGAUAUAGGUUGAGGAGAAUAAGAUGAGGUUGUUGGAGGUCGUGAUGACGUGUCGGCGGAGGGUAUACGGUUGUUGUUGGAGGUCUAGAUGGAGACGAAGUUUCCAGCAGGAGAAGAGUACCGGAAAAGAAUUAAGGUGGGCUUAGUGGAUCAUGAUCUUCAAUUGGCCAUGAAUUGAUGAGAAGCCAAAUGAUUAUGAGGAAAUUAGGGUUUUUCUGUGUUCAUUAAGGAGGAGAUGAAGGUUAAAACACAUCAUCGCCACGUAAUCAGCUCCAACUCAUCAUACUUGUGCCACAUCGGAUAAAAAACAAACUCAGUUAGUGAAGAUUUAACUGAGUGGUGCCAGCACAAACAAAAAGUCAAGUUGAGGGUGCCGAAUGUCAAAGUGUUAGUUGCGGGUGGCAACGGCCAAAGGCUAAUAGUUGAAGGUGAUAAAAUACAAUAACCCAAUAAUUAAUCUUAACGGUUUCCCUUUAUCUUCACAAGACCACACACACUACAAACUAACAUCCUAACAAACCAGUCAUGCACCUUCUACUCCGUCCUACUCCAACACUCUCUUCUUACUCCGACCACCGUCCUCCGCCCCACCGCCACCUCCAGUUCCGCACAUCCCACCACCGCAACCUCCGUUACCUCAAAUCGCUCGGUAUCCUCCAACCGCCUGAUACGUACCUGCAGGCCACAACCAUACCACAACUCCCAUCCAUGCAACCCACCUUUUACUUCGAAGAAGGCAUCACGACCUUAGUUGACAUGGUCGGCCGACUAGUGACCCAACAAGAAGCUGUUGCCGCCCAACAAGCCUCGCAUACCAUGUCAAUGCUUGACACCAUGUGGAGUUUUCUCGCGGUACAACAGCAACAACUCUUGUUUCUUUGUGCCCGACUCGGCCUAGAACCUCCACCUCCAUUGCCCGCUCGACCACCAUCUCCACCGCCACUCGCCGCUCGUCCGCCACUACCACCUCCUCGACCGCCACUCAAGCCAUUUGCUCCGAAGCCUUUCUUACAUCAAAUAUCCACAACCGCAUCCAAAAAACGCAGCCGUCAACACCAACAAGCAACCCCGCAAACCGCACCCAAAAGAUCCUAUUCUACCACCUCGCCCGCACCACAAAUAUCGCCCAAACCAAGCGCGAAAUCUGCACCAAAACAAACCUUAGACGGAACCCAUCGACACCCUUAUUCACUCCCCAACACCACAUGUGCACCUACCAAACAUGCCACCAACAAUAAUAGCCACAACCCCCAAGUCUUGCUAUUGCACAAUGAGGAACUGAAGGCAACUGGAAGAUGUGAUUGGCGGCCUCCAUGGCGCUACGUUAUAACCGCACCAAAUGCCCUUGGCAGAGUCGAAUGGCGACCCCCAUGGGGUGUUCCUACCGUCCUUGAGGACAAGGACGUUUUCGAGCGGGUUAUUUAUCUUGGGAGAUUGACCAUCUCGAAUCGGUCCCUAUCACCGCCACUCACCACAACCCCCUCUCCAGCCACAGUCUCUCAUAUCCUCUCAACCAUAAAUUUCUUCAAGUCCAAAGGCUUCUCCGAACCAGAUUUCCCGCGAAUCGCUUACCUCUCCCCACAUAUCUUCACCGAAACAUUCGACCCGAAAACCAUCGAGCCAGUUUUCGAAUUCUUAACACUUGACUUAGCUGCCGCACCUGAGGAUGCCCGUGGGUUGAUCAUCAAAUGCCCUCAUAUUAUAGAGUCAGACCCCGAAUUCUGUUUAAAACCAACGCUUGAUUAUUUAAAAGGCUUGGGGAUUAAGCGGUUGAACGUUCCGACAACUUUGAAUGCUCAUUUGUUGGAUACAAGGGUCCAUAAGUUUGAGGAGAAAAUGAGGUUUUUACAAGACGUUGGGUUUUCGGUUGUGGAGUCGAGAAGGGUAUGUGGGCGGUUUCCUGCGAUAUUCGGGUAUGGGAUUGAGAAUAAUUUGAGGCCAAAGUAUUUUUAUUUGGUUAGGGAUAUGAAGAGGGAUGGUAGGGAAGAAGUGAACAAGUUUCCGCAGUAUUUUGGGUUUAGUUUGGAGAAGAGGAUAAAGGUUAGACAUUUGCAUUUGAAAAUGAGGAAUGUUGAUAGAGAGGUGCCAUUGAAUAGAAUGUUGUUGUGGAGUGACCAAAGAUUUUAUAAGAAAUGGAAAUGAAAAAAGAGAAGAAAAGUAUAUGCUUAGCACAUGUUGUCAUGGUUUUUUUGACAAGUUUGAUUUUGAUUA